CAUAUCGAGGUUAAUUCCUUUGUGAUGGAAGGCAUAGGUUUAAACUGGACAGCCUGCAUCAACUGUGGCGCCAAAUGGAAGACGUGGACAGGCCAUUUAAUACGACUUGCGAAAGUGGACCAAGUUAACACAUUGCAUCAUGAAUGUCACCAAUCCCAGCCCCCCAACUGCCCUACAGAACGCACUACCUCCAUUCAAUGCAUACAUCAUGAUUGGACCGGUGGUGUUGGGUGCGCUCGUCAAUGCCUGCCUCUUCGGCGGUCUCAUCGUUCAAAUUUAUAUCUAUUAUGCAAAUUUCCCCAACGAUCAUCGAAUGAUGAAGCUUACGGUAGCAGCCAUCCUCGCAUCGCAGAUUGCACACGUGAUUUGUGUAUCAGCGACACUAUGGAAGGCUGCUGUCAGCGGCUAUGGCAACCCUCUGACGCUGUUAGUCUUCCCACAGGGAGCAGAUGCAGCGAUCCUCUUCACUGCAAUUACAGGGGCACUGGUAGAGUCAUCCUUCGUGUUUCGGUUGUGGAAGCUUUCGAAAACACUUGCUUUGCCCCUUGUCUCGCUGGCACUCUGUUUAUUGGCUCAGUCUAUCGCGCUCGUGAUGACAGUGAAAGCUUUCGCCAUGACAAACCUUGUGACAUUCGAAAUUGAUGAAAACAGACUGAUCACGCUUUCACUCACCUCGCGUCUGGUUUGUGAGUUGACACUUACCCUGUCCAUGGUAUGGUACCUGAGGAAGCAACGGUCGUCGACAUUUUCAAGGACAACAGCCAUGAUUGACCGUUGGGUUCUGUGGACUCUCGAAACUGGCCUUAUAACUAGCCUGGUUGUGGCCUUUAUCAUGAGCUUCUUCCUAGCAAUGAAGCAGAAUUACAUAUGGGUUUCAAUAUAUGCAAACCUUGCUACUGUGAAUGCGAACUCGUUACUUGCAUCGCUUAACGGCAGAUUGAUCCUCCGAAGCGUGCCGAACACAAGUUUCAACAUGAACACUCUGAGUAGUUCAGCUGGUGGGCGUAGCGGUAAAACCGAGUCUGUGGUGAUCAAUGUCACGCAGACAGUCGGAAGUGUUCCAGGUGUUUUUAAAUACGAUGAAGGUGAAGCUUAGGUUCGAGAAACUAGAUUAGUGACGACAACGGCAAUUCAUGCGUUAUAUGAUGAAGCUGUCAACCAAUUUCA
Suillus subaureus is the source of this 1167-nucleotide messenger RNA. RefSeq lists its product as uncharacterized. Bases 140 to 1096 code for a protein of 318 amino acids. The transcript is spliced from 12 exons. Lineage: Eukaryota; Fungi; Basidiomycota; Agaricomycetes; Boletales; Suillaceae. The record is from RefSeq and is a predicted model, not a curated record.